Messenger RNA from Triticum aestivum (bread wheat), 842 nucleotides. RefSeq lists its product as uncharacterized. Gene Ontology annotation, cellular component: box C/D methylation guide snoRNP complex; small-subunit processome. The transcript has 3 exons. Gene Ontology annotation, molecular function: snoRNA binding. The record is from RefSeq and is a predicted model, not a curated record. Lineage: Eukaryota; Viridiplantae; Streptophyta; Magnoliopsida; Poales; Poaceae. Bases 124 to 702 code for a protein of 192 amino acids.
ACCCUAGAUUGAUCUGGUUCCAUUGAACUUUUCAGCUUAUAGCUUGUAAAUCCUUGAUCGAUUAAUUUCUUCUCUUCUCUUCUCUUUCACUUCUCUUUGGUGCAGGCACGCGUAGGAGAGGAGAUGGAUCGAUGGAUAGACCCACGCAUAGCCCUUGCGAAGCAAUAUCCGGGGUACGAUAUCUCGGAACUGGAUCACCUCGUCGAGGACGAGAGUCUUCAAGUCAAGUACACCCUGGAGCGCAUGAAGGUGCUCUUCGAGACGCCAUCCGGCUUCGCAAUCUUCGCCAUCGAUUCAGGAUACCUCUAUGACAUCGGCAGCGACUACACUGGCAUUGAGUUCGUCUGGCUAAAGAGAUUCCUGAAGCUUACCGACAGGUCUACUGCCAUUAGUACUACUGGUAUUGAUGAAAGCCUUGCCGAGCUUGUUGAGGAGGAGUGCAAUAGAGGGCAUAAAUUAAUUGUCGGUGAAUCUGCAUACAAAGAAGCUAUUGAAGCUCAAUUGGCAAUUCCCUGUAUAUGUGAUGAAGCAACAAAGGAGCUGAUGUGGGGCCUGCAAAACCUGUUGCAUGCUUUAGUUCCUGAAGAGAAAUCGAAGUUCAGCAAGCAGGAUCGCAAUUACCACAGCCGAAAAUUACUCGACUACCUGCAUAGAAAUGUCUCUGAAGACAUCAAGCCUGAAAUGGUGAGUCCACUGCUUUAGUUAGUGACCUUUGCUUAUUCCUGUCUGUCAUGCCUGCCAUGUUACAUAGCUUUAGUUUGGUGUGCCCAUUCGUGGUACUGUAUAGUUCAUUAUAGGUCAACUGAGGAAUCAUCAUAGCUAUGGUAACCUCUGUAUUCCAU